Molecule: messenger RNA, 10526 nt
Organism: Cavia porcellus (domestic guinea pig)
Lineage: Eukaryota; Metazoa; Chordata; Mammalia; Rodentia; Caviidae
Gene: Ikzf2
Product: IKAROS family zinc finger 2
Exons: 8
Coding region: 1325-2905 (526 amino acids)
Biological process (GO): regulation of transcription by RNA polymerase II
Molecular function (GO): RNA polymerase II cis-regulatory region sequence-specific DNA binding; DNA-binding transcription factor activity
Source: RefSeq, a predicted model, not a curated record
CUCCGCUUGGCUUUGGCGUGGGGAAGAACAGCUCUUGUUGUAUUUGUCUUCUGAUUCAUAGAUGAUCUAUAAAAAUGUGUACGGCUUGCAAAGGGGGGAGUGUUUGCAAAGUUAAGGGUGAUUAUAUAGCAUCUCGUGGGGGCACUGUGAUGUGAUCGGAUGACUUGUUGCUGUUAACCAGGAAUAAUGACGAUAGAGGGGUUUUUCUUUGGGAGGGGGGAUUGUGGUCAUGAUUAGAGGAACGAUUUCUGUAAAGGACGCUUAGGGAAUAGGGUCGGAGAUGAUGUCCUCUGCCUUAAUUUAUGGUCCCCUCCUCGCAAUCUGUUUCUGGGAUGUUAAUCGAUUAAUCAGUUCUCAUCUGUAUAGCUGUCAUGGAUUUGGACUUGUUUUGCUUUGUUUUAACCUGAAUUCCAAGAAGAAAGAUUGGAUAGCCUGGAAUAAAUUGCAGCUGUCCAGAUAGAAGGUAAUAUACAAGAGCCUGUUGGGAUUGAAAAAGCGAAAAAACAAAGACAAAAAAAAAAAAAAAACCUGGUAUGACACACGUAAAACAGGCAGCAGUUAAAUCACUUUGACAGGUUCUAGUAUGGGUGAGGGAGAUGGAACUAGGAUUUAAUUUUUUUCCUUUUUUAAAUUUCUUUUUCUUUCUUUUUUUUUCCGCCAAAGGCUAAAAACAGUUCUGUGAAGUUGGCCUAGGUUCCUUGCUGGGUUCUGCCUGAGUGUCCCUCCCCUCUUAUGCCCCCUCUUUCUUCUUUCAGUUUUCUUGUCUUAGCUUUUGGUCGAUUCUUAAGGAACCGGUGGAUCAAGUUUUUCUCUCCUUGUUAAUCGCAUUGCUGUAGCACUGACUGACCUCUCUCCCUCUCUCUCCCUCCCUCGCUCUCUUUUUUCCUCUUUCCUGAAAGUACGUGGUGCCAUUCCUGAGUGACUUUUCCUACUAGACCAUCCCAAAGGAGCGAGGGGGAGGGGAGGAAGGAGGAGGAGGAGGAGGAGGAGGAGAAGGGGGGUGUUCCUUCUCUCUCAUUUCUUGGUUUUGUUUAUCAGCCGAUCUGUUUGCUGGAUUUGGGAGCUUGGAAUGACCCACCUGUAAAGUGCUUUUCCUUCCUCCUCGCCUUGAACUCUGCAGGGGGCUUGGCUUGAAGAGAGCCAGGGAGGGAAAGAGAGAAGGGGACACAAAAAACUUCUUUCUUUCUCUCUCCGUUUAUCUUCAGCCCGACAUUGUCACCCCCUCUUUGAGGGGUUAGAAGAAGCUGAGAUCUCCCGACAGAGCUGGAAAUGGUGAUGAAUCUUUUUUAAUCAAAGGACAAUUUCUUUUCAUUGCACUUUGACUAUGGAAACAGAGGCUAUUGAUGGCUAUAUAACAUCAGGUGACAAUGAGCUUUCACCUGAGAGGGAGCACUCCAACAUGGCCAUUGACCUCACCUCAAGCACACCCAAUGGGCAGCAUGCCUCCCCAAGUCACAUGACAAGCACAAACUCAGUAAAGCUAGAAAUGCAAAGUGAUGAAGAGUGUGACAGGAAACCCCUGAGCCGUGACGAUGAGAUCAGGGGCCAUGAUGAGGGCAGCAGCCUAGAAGAGCCCCUGAUUGAGAGCAGCGAGCUGGCCGACAACAGGAAAGCCCAGGAGCUUCAAGGCGAGGGAGGAAUCCGGCUUCCGAAUGGUAAACUGAAAUGUGACGUCUGUGGCAUGGUUUGCAUUGGGCCCAAUGUGCUUAUGGUACAUAAAAGGAGUCACACUGGGGAGCGCCCCUUCCACUGUAACCAGUGUGGAGCUUCUUUUACUCAAAAGGGUAACCUUCUGAGACACAUAAAGUUACACUCUGGAGAGAAGCCCUUCAAAUGUCCUUUCUGUAGCUACGCUUGUAGACGAAGGGACGCCCUCACAGGACACCUCAGGACCCACUCUGUGGGAAAACCUCACAAGUGCAACUACUGUGGACGGAGCUACAAGCAGCGCAGUUCCCUGGAGGAGCACAAAGAGCGCUGCCACAACUAUCUGCAGAAUGUCGGCAUGGAGGCUGCCGGGCAGGUCAUGAGUCACCAUGUACCUCCUAUGGAAGAUUGUAAGGAACAAGAGCCUAUUAUGGACAACAAUAUUUCUCUGGUGCCUUUUGAGAGACCUGCUGUCAUAGAGAAGCUCACGGGGAAUAUGGGAAAACGUAAAAGCUCCACUCCACAAAAGUUUGUAGGGGAAAAGCUCAUGCGAUUCAGCUACCCAGAUAUUCAUUUCGACAUGAACUUAACCUACGAGAAGGAGGCUGAGCUGAUGCCGUCGCACAUGAUGGACCAAGCCAUCAACAAUGCAAUCACCUACCUUGGAGCUGAGGCCCUUCACCCUCUGAUGCAGCACCCUCCAAGCACAAUCGCUGAGGUGGCCCCAGUUAUAAGCUCAGCUUAUUCUCAGGUCUAUCAUCCAAAUAGGAUAGAAAGACCCAUCAGCAGGGAAACCGCUGAUAGUCAUGAGAACAACGUGGACGGCCCCAUCUCUCUCAUCAGACCAAAGAGUCGACCCCAGGAAAGAGAAGCCUCUCCCAGCAAUAGCUGCCUGGAUUCUACUGACUCAGAAAGCAGCCAUGAUGACCACCAGUCCUACCAAGGAAACCCUGCCUUAAAUCCCAAGAGGAAACAAAGCCCAGCUUACAUGAAGGAGGAUGUCAAGGCCUUGGAUACCAAGGCUCCCAAGGGCUCUCUGAAGGACAUCUAUAAGGUUUUCAAUGGGGAAGGAGAACAGAUAAGGGCCUUCAAGUGCGAGCACUGCCGAGUCCUUUUCCUAGACCAUGUCAUGUACACCAUUCACAUGGGUUGCCAUGGCUACCGGGACCCACUGGAAUGCAACAUCUGUGGCUACAGAAGCCAGGACCGUUAUGAGUUUUCAUCACACAUUGUUCGAGGGGAGCACACAUUCCACUAGGCCUUUUCAUUCCAAAGGGGACCCCUAUGAAGUGAAGAACUGCACAUGAAGAAAUACUGCACUUACAAUCCCACCUUCCCUCCCAUCUUGGCAUACCUUUUCUUUUUUAAUAUUACUGUCAAUUCUUAUUUUGUGGACACAGUAUUGUUUGCUCUACCUAAUUAGGGUAAGGAAGAAACAGAAGAGAGAAGGGAUGGGGAUAUUGUUUCCUGACAACUUGGCUUGUUUAUUUUGUGGAAAUUUAAAGCAGUUUAUUUCUACCACACACCGGUAUAAAGCAUAUCGUGCUUUGCAAAAUCACUUGAUUCAUAUCAGUUCACCUGAAAUAUUCUAAUUUGCCACUGAUGUUCAGGAUUACGAUUGAAGGCAGGAAUUUAGAGUUUUCUGGGUAGGACUUUGGCAAUGUAAAAUGGUAUAAGUAAUUUUACUCUUCAAAGAAGAACUUGCUUCAAAAUGUAAACCAGUUUUUUUGUUCUUAGAGAUCAUGGAACACAAAACAUAUUGUUGUUUUCAACAGUAACUCCUAGGAAGAGUUGACUUGUGGGUUCUAUGUUUACUUCCCCUAUGGAAUUAAUAAUUCAGUAUGUUUUACACUGUACCAUAUAGCAAAACUUUUAAACUACAGGAAGUUAAGGACCACCAUUUACAUCUGAGGUCCUUGGAUUUUAUUUUUCUAAACUUAAGCACUGUUUUCCAUAGUUUUGAUGACUGGCAUUUUAUAGACACCCUGGCAGCCUUACUUUUAACACCUUUAACAAAUAGUAUUUUUAUGUAGUUUUCAGAAUAACAUAUGGUCUAAGAGGAGAUACCAGGCAGGCAUUUCCAGGAGGGACUUCUACUUUUCAUAAAUUCGUUUGAGAUUUUUUUUUUUAAAUUAUAAUGAGAUGACGGCAUAGUAUACAUAUUUUUUUUCUAAAAGUAUGCUUAUGAUUGUCACUUUAUCAGCAUUUAAUCAGUGUUAACCAGUUAGCAAAAAAGAAAAGAAAAGAAAUAUAUAUAUAUAUAUAUAUAUAUAUAUGGAAUUAGGCUAACAGUAAAACUCCACUCAGAAAUCCCUUUUCUGGUAUUUCUCUUUUCACUGUUUGUUUCAAACUGUGCCCACUCAGUGUUCUGUCCAUGGUCCAUUCCUCUUUUACUCUUGGAGUAGAAGGUCUUAAAGGUCUUUCUAGAAGCUACUUCUUUCACAGUAUCCUCAGAGCAAUUGCUAAUUUGACCUGAAUGUGAGAACUUAAACCCUGUAAGAUCAUUGAGCUAGGGCUAUGUAUUCUAGUAUUCCUUGAGUAAUAUUUACUCCUUUUGCUGCAGAGAAAAGGGAACUUCUUUGUAACCUGUGCUGUGGACUACAGAUCAAAGAAACAACUGAGUUCGUUCUUAUCUUCUUGGAGUCUAAAAUGUGACAAAAGCUUUUAAGCAAAGGUCCUGCGCAAUUUCCUGCUUCAAAAACAUUUGACUAUAUAAGUCCUUCUCAUAAGUGAAUUUUAGUAUCUUAGGGUAGAAUUUGCCAUCUUUUAAUUUAGACAUGACAUGUGUUUUCAUAUUUCAGGUAUAGACUUUAAUUCCCUUCAUGUGGGUGCUCUCUCUAUUCUUUGCAGUCCAGUAGCAUUAUGGGGAGGAACCAAGUGAUGUAUCAUUGGUUUUUUUUUUUUUUUUUUUUUUUUUAGUUUUUUGGGGGGCACGGGGGUACAUCUCUAAGGCAGAAGUUGCUACUUGUGUUUUGAAAAAACAGACCUAACCAUGACUGGAUUAUUUGAUAGCUACUUGUGAGUACUGAAAUUCUAUUAAGUAGUAAUUAAUAACUGCAUUAAAUAGGAUCUGACGCUGUUUAUUAUAGAUUGUGAUGUGCAAAGUAUCAAGACUAGAGACCUGCGGAUAGAGACCUGUGGAUAGAUAGGAAGCCUAGCUCCAGUACUGCUCUUAACCCAUUUUUCUGGUGUACCAUUUGCUUAUUUAAGCAGUUUCUAAGCACUAACACAGCUAGAACUAGGUAAAUAAAAAAAAAAAAAAAUAGUUAUGAAUCGGCUUUGUCUUACUAGUCCCUAACAUAAUUAUUUUUGAAGAAAUGUCCAAACUGUUUCUUUACAUCCAAGACAACGCACCAAAACAGAGACACGUAAACGUCAGCCGUCGGGUCUUCCUGCAUGCCUUAGUACAUUACACACCAACAGUUUGUUCAAAGAAAAAGUAUCUGAGACUUCCUCUCCUCUACCUACUUAUUCUAACCCCUCCCAAACUGUAAUUGAAAUGGCUUGUCUUUUUUUUUUUUUUUUUCCUUUCCAAUGAGGUAAAUCAUUUAAGCUCCUGAGCUAGUUUUGCUGCAAUGUAUGGAAGCAUUUGGAUGCUAAUCAACAUACUAAUAAUCUUGGCCAUGGAUGCAUAUACAUGCAUUUCCACUGGCAUCAUCAAUAGAUUUGUUCCUGUUUUUAUUUUUUUUCUUGCCACUCCAGCAUACAAAUGAUCACAUGCCUGCUGUCCUGCAGUAAAACUGGGUUUAGGCGGACCUGAGGAGCUGUGUAGUCCUCUGGGAAGUACUGACACACACUCCUUUUCUGAUUUCAUCACGUUAAGCAACUUAGUUUAUUGACGGGAGUUAACAGAUUGUGAGAAUGUAUUUGCUACAAGCAUGUGCCUGUAUUUUCUUGGCUUCGUGAUAUGAGGAACAGAAAGGCUUGGUGGGAUAUGGUGUGUCAGGGACAAAUGAGGACAAGGUCAGUUUCCAUUUGUGGGUUAGAAAGAAUUUUUGUGGACAGUGAUUUCUGAAAAGCUGUGGAUGGCUAUAUUUGCAUGCUUCUUCUCAAAAGGACACAUGCAACGUGGUAGCUCCUAUAAAUAAGUAUGAGGGUCAGGCACCAAAUAAAUCAAAAGUUUUACAUAACAAUUGUAUGCCCAAUUUAUUUAGAUGAGCUUUCACAGUGGAGAGAGUAUUUGAGGGGCAUAAAAAUGGGUUAUCCUCUGUAUUUUCCAGUUUGGCAAAAAUUCAGAAAUUCAUCACAUUGCUUUGCCCUAAUUUUGCCAAGACUUUUUUGUCUCCAGUUCUUUUUGGAGAAGUGUGCUGCCUCUCUGUGAUAAUGAAGAAUCACCUUUUAAAAGCCCUUCUAAACAUGCUUUUUUAAAUAGUGUAAGUGUCCAAGGAGGAGGCAGGUUGGAAGAAAGAGAUUUGAAGUGUUGCAACAUUCCAUUGAGAAUUUUCUGGAGAGAAACAAAUGGGAGACAGAGCAGAGAGUUCUGAUUUGGGACAAACUGGGAAGUGUCUAUCCUGUGGUACACACAGGCAGCUGUGUGUACGAGUCAUGGUGUAUGUGUACAUGUGUAUUACAGUCCACUAAAGAAAAUUCAUGAAAAGAAGCAGUUAGAGUUAUCGGAUAUGUUACUGAGACAGAGUUAAUUUUAUAGUUGAUACCUGAGCAAUUAGCUUUACUUUUUCACAUUGCAUUAAGAAAUAGUAAGGAAGUUAUUAGUGUAUCAUUAAGGCUGGUGGCAAUUAUUAAACUUAAAUCUUGGCUCUUAUUGUCUAUUUCCAGAACAAAGUGAAACAAUGAAAAUCAAAGAUUUUAAGCUAGUUGAUAAAAACUUAAUGCAAAAUUCUUUUUUGAAUAGGACAGAAAUACAGAAAUUCAGCAAACUGUUGGCAAAAAGAGAAUAUUUUCAUGAGCUUUGUUUGUAGUUUUGUAUCACAACUACACAGCUCAUAAGAGCAUGAAGUCUAUAUAUUUUAUAAAAGUUUACCAAAAUUUACCUCAGAGAAGGCAUUCAGAUGAAAAUUAUGUUUUAAGUGUUUUCUAAACUUUAUCCUAUAUCCAAAAUUAUUGAUUGGGUAGAAAAGGAGCAGAAAAGGCUACAAAAUUACAAACAAAAAUUAUAUCCCCUCCACCCAGAGCAUAAGACUAAAAGGUAGCAGCUAUGAUAUUUUCAAUUGUUCAUUUUGAAAAAGUAGUGUUACAUUUGUGGUUUUCUUCAGUUGUAUUUUAUAUAUUAUUUAAAUAAGAACUAUUUGUAUGAUUAUUCUACAGCAGAAAACUGAAUCCAAAAGAAAAAUAAAAAGUGAGGGAUAAAAUUGAAGUUUGUAUAUAUACAAGUUAUUUUAGAAAUACUUUUAAUCCAGUUGCUGCAAAAUAAUUAAAAUAUACAGUAACUGGUCUCUUAAAAUCUUGAAUUUAAGGUAUUGAAUCCUUUUUAAAAUGUCUUAAAUCAGUGCCUUUUAAAAAUGCAUUGAAGAGUGCUGAUGAGCUGUGUUAGCUCUGCAACACUUAUUCUGUAUUUUUUAAAAAUCAUUUAAAAUUGAGUACUACAAAAUUCAUCUUUGUGUAUUUAGGGCACAACUGCAAAAGCAAUUUCUAAUACAGAAACUUUCAGCUCAGCUGUUAAAAGGAAAUUUUAAAACCAGAUUUUAGUAUCUUUUCAGUUUAAUGGUAUUUCUUUAAUACCAUUACAAGAUUAAACAGGUAAAAUACAGUGUGAAAUUUUAACUGUGAACUGAAUUAUGGUAUAUUGCUUUUGUUUUGUUUUUAUGGAAGAAUAAGGAUUUAUUAGCAGAAUUUUUUGGAGAACCACAUACAGUAUUGCUUUCAAUUUCUACCCCCAGACUAGUGUCAUUCUAGUCUUGAAACUGUCUUCUAAUCUUUUGUUGUUUUAUGGAAUAAUGUUUAAAAAGCAAGUAAUUUUCCUUAAAACAAAACUGAGCAGUCAUAUCACAUGGCUCUUCUCCAAAGCAUAAUCUCAAAUGGUUUAAUACCGUAGCUGUGUAUUACUUGCAGUGGAUGUGCUAGGAUAUGACAGCUUUAAAAAAAAAAAAAAAAGCUGCUGAUUAUAUAAAGCAAAUAUCAUAUGACCAAGAAGCUGUGAUAUGCUAGUGUUUCUUUUUCUCGUAGUGUAUUGCUAGGCCAAAUAAUGACACCUUGAAUAUUUUUUACAUUUUUUGCAGAGACCUAAAUUUUUGGAACUUCUAUAAGGUUUUUAUGAAACAUUCUGUUUGUAGCUUUUCAGGCUUGUUUUUGCUGUACUGUAAGUUUGUGGAUAUUUUCACAGGCACUCUUAAAAAUCGGUUCGCAGUUAUAUUUAUUGGGCUUUAUCUCCCAUAGCGUUGCAUUUGUACAUUUUCUGUAUAAAUUUGUUGUGAAUUACCCUUUAUCCCGUACAGAGUGGUACGUCAGUGACUACUUUUCUAAGGUGUCCUUUUUAUUGUGAAUAAAAUAUAAAAUUUAGAGGCCCUGUGCUAAGUCACACAAGGUAUAGCACACAACUCCACGUAGGUACAGAUAAAACCAGUUUGCAGUGAACCGGGCCUCCACAUUACCUCACGUGACACAGUAAGAAGCCCUUCCUGGACAGGUGAAGGUCACCAAACCCCCUCCUAUACACUUAGCAGGACUUCACGCAAUUUAAUUUACUGGAAGUAGAUCUUUAAAACAAAAACAGGUACACUGUAACCAGAGAAGGAAUCCGGUUUUGUUUUUUGUUAUUUUAAGUGACUCCAUUUCUGAAACUGUGAUUUAGAGCAUUUGACUGUCUCCUGGAUCUUAAAUACACUCGGUCUCCUGGGGUGUGACUGCUGUCACCUCUCUUUCCUCUCUGAGCCCCUCCCUUCCAUCAGCUCUGAAAGUCUUUGCCUCUCUUUCCUCAGCCUGGUUUGAGGAUUAAGUAAGGUCAGCUCUAAACUUCCAAUUCAUUGAUCUUCAGUCUUAAUUUUGGGUGACUUUUGUUGCUGUAUAAUCUGCUGGCAUAUUUUUAUACUCAAGUGUAGUUUUGUAGUAAAGAGAAAAGUGGUUGAUGGAGAGGAAGAAGCUGUGUAACCCUUCUGUAAUUUCCACUCAAAAGUGUUGGUACCUAAAACAGGACUCCAUGUGUUUGCCUUCCUUUUUUUGAUGAAUCUUACCUUCUUGUUUGGCUUUCCUCUGAAACUGUAAAUCAUGAGAGACUAGACAGUUUUUGUAAGUAUUUAGAAAGAUGUUAAAAACAUAAAAUGAAGUCUUAACUUUCUCCCCAUUGGGAGAAAAGUGCUUUAACGUUACUAUAAUAAUAUUCCAGGUUUGGAGGGGGUCCCAGGCCCCGUAAUCGCUCUUAAUAGCCAGACCUUUUAGACCAUGUGUUAUUUACAAUCUCAAAAUGAUUGCUCCUGCUUUUUAGUUAAAAAAAUACUCUCUUCUUUUUGUACAAGUGCAAUACUCCCCUUGAAGUCUUAAAAACUAUGGUGAUUUUUGUUUUUCCUUUCCGACCUAAUCUUUCUUCCAUUAAUGACCACACACACACACACACACACACACACACACGCACGCACACGCACGCGAAGUCGUAGCCUAUUAAAGGACACAACAAGCCAAGGGAGAAACACUUCACAAUCAAAAGAUGAGAGCGCAGAAACCACCAGUCUGACCCCUGUUCUUUAGUUAGGCUACAUUUCCACUGAAAUUGGUGAUCUUUUGCCUCAGAAGUGUAUCCUAAAGGGGAAAUUCUGGCAGACUGCAUUUUCUUCUUAGACCUUUGUCUAAUGCUGUAAGUGAAGAAACUGAUAUUUAGUAUUCUUAUUUCAUUUCUCUCAUUUUGGAAAUGAAUUUUUAAAUGAAACAAAGCACCUAGGUCAAUUUUAAACACAUAUCACCUACUGGAGAUAAAAAAUUUUUAAAUAUUUAGAGCAGCCCUGUUUUCAUAACAAAUUUGAGAGGUAUUUUUCAUAUCAUACAUAUUUAUAUGCAGUAUGCUGGUUUUCUUUUUUUUUUUUUUAAUACCUAUGUUCCUGUAGUAAAACUGCUGUAAUGUAAAUAUAUGUUUUGUUUAAAAAAUAAUAAUAACAUUUCUUCGGCAUUUCUUUGAAAGGCAGUUACUGCUUUGUACAGUAUAUGUCUUGGCCAUUUAAAAUAUUUUUUCUUUAACAAUACCAAAGGUGAUUAGACUAUUUUAAAGACUAAUUGCUUGACAGUUUCUAGGAUAUUUUGAGUUUUAGAAGCAAAAUGAAAAAAAAAAAAGGUCAAACCAGUAAACCUCAUUUUUUUCAAACUAAUAAUUUGAGGAGAUAAAAACUAUUGUUUAAAAAAAGAAAUAUAUAUAUAUACAUAUAUAUAUAAAUGUAUGUAAAAUUAAAAUUCCAGACCUUGUAUGUCAGGUUUGCUCAGUGUAAUGUAGUUUUUAUUUUAGGCUCAAAUACCAUACCUCAGAAAAUGGGGUUUACUAUGGAAAUGCUGAAACAGUCUUUGCAGGUUGGUGACAAGUCACUCUGCUAUACACUGAUUUGGAGACCUCCGCGAAACCAUUUAUCACUGCAGACUGAAAUGUGGGACUUGUAUUUUCUUUGUUUUUAAUCUACACACAUACAUGCUGUGUGCAUAUAUGUGGGUACUAUGUAUAUGUGUAUGAGUGUUGUACAUGCAUGUGUGAGUGUGUGUCUGUAUGUGUGUACACUAAAGCUGCAGAAACUUUGUAAUACUUUGUGAAAAGGAUUAUAUUAUAAAGGUUUGUACUGUCUUGAGUGCACAGCUACUGGAAUAAAUUUAGGGAAUCUCAGGAACAAGCAUAUAAUUUGUCCAAGAUUUAUUUCUUCUCAGAAGUGUAAGUGCAGUUUUUAAUUCUGUAUAUUAUUUAAUAUUUUACCAAUAAAAUAAACUUCUGACAAAACAAAAGUUUGCUAUAAAAA